Messenger RNA from Zymoseptoria tritici IPO323, 1614 nucleotides. RefSeq lists its product as uncharacterized. The record is from RefSeq and is a predicted model, not a curated record. Gene Ontology annotation, cellular component: methionyl glutamyl tRNA synthetase complex. The coding region runs from base 142 to 1434 and encodes 430 amino acids. Lineage: Eukaryota; Fungi; Ascomycota; Dothideomycetes; Mycosphaerellales; Mycosphaerellaceae. Gene Ontology annotation, molecular function: tRNA binding. The transcript is spliced from 3 exons.
GCCAAACUGAAGACUAUACGUCCCUUGAGACUGCUUGCAGGAGCUUGCAGACCCGUUCAAAGGAAAUCAAAGUUCAAUACAAUCCGACUUUCAACCCUCUUCGAACCCGUCCGAACCUUUCAAAGCACUCGACCAUACAACAUGGCUGCCACACAGCUCGACGACAAGGCGAAGAGCUUGAUCGCAAAGUCCUUUCCACAGGCCAAUGGCACCGAUGAGACCGACCCCGUCAAGCUGUCAUCCGCGAUCUUCUCUACAGCCGAAUAUUCCAGCGCAGAAAAGGCCGAGAUCGAACAAUGGCUCAUCACCUCCUCUCACGUCGCCUCCCCUUCCGAAGACAAGGCAAAGACUGCCGAACGCCUCUCCGCCCUCAACACCCACCUCUCGACCCGCACGACACUCCUCGGUGCAAAGCCCAGCAUCGCAGAUGUAGCCAUCUAUGCACGCCUUGCGCCUGUAGUGAAGGACUGGACACCAGAGCAGCAAACCGGCGAAGCUGGCUACCAUCACAUCGUCAGACACUUGGACUUCGUCCAGAACGCGCCUCUGUUUGGUCUGAAAGUGGAGGACAGCGACAAACUUGCCAUUGAUCCUACAAACGUUGUGGCAGCGAUCAAGCCAAUCGAUGCAAAGGCCGAGAAGGAGCGCAAGAAGAAGGAGAAGGCAGCAGCAGCAGCAGGCGCAGAUAAUGUCGCAGCAGUAGGGGGCACAGUCAAGGAGACAGGAGAGAAGAUCGCCGCAGCUGUGGGCGCAGCGGUACCGGGCGAGAAAAAGGAGAAGCCAAAGAAGGAGAAGCAGCCGAAACCACAGAAGAACGCUCCAGCACCAGACAAGCCGUUCUCGCCUGCGCUCAUCGAUCUUCGAGUCGGACACAUUCUCAAGGCUAUUCAACAUCCGAAUGCCGACUCACUAUUCGUUAGCACGAUCGCUGUAGGCGACCCACCCGGCACAGACAACACCUCCGAGUACGAGGGCAAGGUCGUGCGAACGGUAUGCUCGGGCUUGAACGGACUGAUACCAUUGGAGGAGAUGCAAGGGCGCAAGAUCGUGGCUGUGUGCAACCUCAAACCCGUCACCAUGCGCGGUAUCAAGUCAGCUGCCAUGGUUCUCGCAGCAUCGCCACGUCUCGCGGAAGGCGAGGUUGACAACCACGCCGGGCCCGUUGAGCUCGUGAAUCCACCUGAAGGCGCGGAGGCCGGCGAGCCGGUGUACUUCGAGGGAUGGGAGGGCGAGCCAGAGGCAGUACUCAACCCGAAGAAGAAGGUCUGGGACGACUGUCAGGUUGGAUUCACAACGACUGCGGACAAGGUUGUGGGUUUCGAGCCGAGUAAGGUUGAGAAGCUGAAGGAGAGUGGGAAGACGGAGGUUGCCUUGUUGAAGACGAAGCAGGGUACCUGUACUGUGAAAUCAUUGACGGGCGCCACUGUGCGAUAAGAGCUUGCAGGAGUAGCCUUUGCACAGCACUAGAAGGCGAGAACGUGCUGCUGCGGAGACGGCUUCGAGAUCGAGCGAUGCGCGGAUCUGCUAUCAGGACUAUGCAUGCGAAAUUCUGUGCUAGAUACGGAGCGACUGCGCCCUUACGGUGUGCACGUAGGAAUGCCUGGACAUCAAAGA